GCCACGCCCCGAGCCGAGCCGAGCUCAGCCGGACGGAGCCGAGCGAGGCCGAGCGCAGCCGAACCCAGCCGGACGGAGCCGAGCGCAGCCGAACGGAGCCGAGCUGGGCCGAGCCCAGCCCAGCCGAACGGAGCCGAGCGGAGCCGAACAGUCGCGGCUCGCUCUCGUGCGCGGCGCAGCGCGGUACCGCAGCGCCCAGCCCGGCCCUGCGGGGCGAAGCGGAGCGGCAGCCCCGGGGGGAGCCCGACCGCGUCUGGCACCGGGGAAGACGAUGAAGCUGUAGAGAUGCUUCCCUAUGUGAUUGCCACCCUGGGCUCAGCAGGGGCCGCCUGCAAAGCCUCCACAUGCAACAACAGUACCAAGGACUACUGCUACAGUGCCCGCAUCCGCAGCACUGUGCUGCAGGGGCUGCCCUUCGGCGGGGUGCCUACUGUCCUAGCCCUCGACUUUAUGUGCUUUCUUGCAUUGUUGUUUGUCUUUUCAAUUUUGCGUAAAGUUGCGUGGGACUAUGGACGUCUGGCCCUGGUGACUGAUGCUGACAGGCGCCGACGCUGGCAGACGGAGCGAGAGGAACGGGAAUACGUAGCCUCCGCCCUGCACUCAGACAACCAUGACCGCUACGAGCGCCUCACCUCCGUCUCCAGCUCUGUGGACUUCGACCAGAGGGACAACGGUUUCUGCUCCUGGCUGACAGCCAUCUUCAGGAUAAAGGAUGACGAGAUCCGAGACAAGUGUGGAGGUGAUGCGGUGCACUACUUGUCCUUCCAGAGGCACAUCAUCGGGCUGCUGGUGGCCGUGGGUGUGCUCUCUGUGGGCAUCGUGUUACCUGUUAACUUCUCAGGGGACCUACUAGAAAACAACGCCUACAGCUUUGGGAGGACAACUAUCGCUAACUUGAAUUCUGGGAAUAACCUGCUGUGGCUGCACACGUCUUUUGCCUUCCUAUACCUGCUGCUGACUGUGUAUAGCAUGCGCAGGCAUACCUCCAAGAUGCGCUACAAAGAGGAUGACAUGGUUAAACGAACUCUCUUCAUCAAUGGGAUCUCAAAAUAUGCUGAGCCAGAGAAGAUCAAAAAGCAUUUUGAAGAGGCCUACGCCAACUGCACAGUCCUGGAGGCCCGUCCUUGCUAUGAUGUAGCCCGGCUGAUGUUUCUCGAUGCGGAGAGGAAGAAAGCUGAGCGUGGGCGAAUCUACUUCACCAACCUACAGAGCAAGGAGAACACCCCAUCCAUGAUCAACCCCAAGCCCUGUGGCCACCUGUGCUGCUGCGUCAUCAGGGGCUGUGAGGAGGUGGAGGCCAUUGAGUACUAUACCAAGCUGGAGGAGAAGCUCAAAGAUGACUACAAGCGAGAGAAGGAGAAGGUGAACGAAAAACCUCUUGGGAUGGCCUUUGUCACCUUCCAUAAUGAAACCAUCACAGCCAUAAUCCUCAAAGAUUUCAACGCUUGUAAGUGCCAGGGCUGUGCGUGCCGUGGGGAGCCCAGGGCCUCCUCCUGCAGUGAGUCCCUGCAUGUCUCCAACUGGACUGUCAGCUAUGCCCCUGACCCACAGAACAUCUACUGGGAACACCUUUCCAUCCGGGGCUUCAUAUGGUGGAUCCGCUGCCUUGUGAUCAAUGUGGUCCUCUUCAUACUCCUCUUCUUCCUCACCACUCCUGCUAUCAUCAUCACCACUAUGGACAAGUUCAACGUUACCAAGCCUGUGGAGUACCUCAACAACCCCAUCAUCACCCAGUUCUUCCCCACCCUGUUGCUGUGGUGUUUUUCUGCUCUGCUGCCCACCAUUGUGUAUUACUCUGCCUUCUUUGAAGCGCACUGGACCAGGUCUGGAGAGAACAGAACAACCAUGCACAAGUGUUACACCUUCCUCAUCUUCAUGGUCUUGCUGCUGCCAUCACUGGGCCUGAGCAGCCUGGAUGUGUUUUUCCGCUGGUUGUUUGACAAAAAAUUCCUUGCUGAAGCUGCCGUGCGAUUUGAGUGUGUGUUCCUGCCAGACAACGGGGCCUUUUUUGUCAACUAUGUCAUCGCCUCUGCCUUCAUUGGGAACGCCAUGGACCUGUUGCGCAUCCCUGGCUUGCUCAUGUACAUGAUACGCCUCUGCCUGGCCCGCUCGGCCGCCGAGCGGAGGAACGUCAAACGACACCAGGCCUAUGAGUUCCAAUUUGGAGCUGCUUAUGCCUGGAUGAUGUGUGUCUUCACUGUGGUCAUGACAUACAGCAUUACUUGCCCCAUCAUCGUCCCUUUUGGGCUCAUGUACAUGCUGCUUAAGCACCUGGUGGACCGAUACAACCUGUAUUAUGCAUACCUGCCUGCCAAGCUGGACAAGAAAAUCCAUUCAGGGGCUGUGAACCAGGUGGUGGCAGCCCCCAUCCUCUGCCUCUUCUGGCUUCUCUUCUUUUCUACUAUGCGUACAGGAUUCCUGGCCCCCACUUCCAUGUUCACAUUUGUGGUUCUCGUGAUCACCAUUGUGAUCUGCCUGUGUCACGUCUGCUUCGGGCACUUCAAAUACCUCAGCGCUCACAACUACAAGAUUGACCACACGGAGGUGGAUGCCAUAGAAAGCAGGCAGAAUGGGAGACCUGCCACCAACCUGCCGGCUCCCAAAUCAGCUAAAUACAUUGCCCAAGUGCUGCAGGAUUCCUCACCGGAGGGUGAAGCGACGGAGUCGGAGGAGCAGGGGUCGCAGGACGAGGAGCUCAUCAACGCAGAUGGCAUGAAUGACACAGAUUUCCAGUCGUGUGAGGACAGCCUGAUAGAGAAUGAGAUCCACCAGUAGGGACCUCGGAGGGCAGGAAGGGAAGGAGGCCCAGGAGCAGGGCAGGCUGUGUGCAGGGAGACCCAGGGAGAGGCACCCGAGAGUGCUGGCCACUGCCCUUGCCCGCCCGCCCCCCAGGGCUGCUGCCUUCAGUGAGGGCAGGGGCCCUGCUGUGAGCUCUUGAUUUCUCUGCCCUUCCACCCCUGCGCUGGCCUGGCAGCUCAGCAGGCAUGAUCUUUACUAGCUACCUUCUUUAAUGCGUCUCCAGACCCCAAAACUCCAGGGGCUGGGGAGGAGGGGACUGUGACCCCGUGGUGCUGCUCUGGACCUGCAGGGAGGAAGAAAGUGGGGUGCUUUAUUGGGAGGUGUGCAAGGGGGAAUACUUGGGGUCUUCUCAGCAGGCCUCUCUGUUCCAUGUCAUCCUGGUAAGAAACACUAAUAAUUUCUUAGAUUUACAGGAUUGUGAUAAAUGGAAAGCUUUAGUCGAUGUAUUGGAAGCUCCACCUCAGGACUGGGUGGCUUUUGUUGCACCUUCUCCGUAUGCCCACACUCUCAACUCCUUGCAGCGUCCAGGAGCUGAGCCAGGCACAAAGAGGUGUAGUGACAGAGUUCCUCACCACCACGGGGAGGAUGACAGCCUGGCCUUGGGGUCAGGGAUGGCAUCACCCUGGGGAAUGGGCACGGGGUUUGUGUGAGCUGGGCAGCCCCUUGCAGGGUGAGGGGUGCCACGCGCAUUCCUUGCAGACAGCCUCUCACAGGCCCUGUCCCCUCUGUCCCCAGGAACACAGGCAGGGGAUUGCAGCAUCAUUUUAAGUGGCAUCUAUUUUUGCACAUUUUACUUUUCAAACAAGAAUUAAUGUGACCCCUGUGUGGUACCGCAACCCCCUUUGCUGGCCUGUGUCUGUACAGCAGGGUGAGGCCUGGGAGUGGAGAGGCUGUACUGGUAGUCUACUGGGUGCCAGGGAGAGGGGAGAAGGGGUCCUAGACUGCAGGCCCUUGGCACCCUAUGAGGUUAGCACUGCCUGGUUGUGACAGGGCCCCAUAAGAUGCCUUCCCUGAGCUGCCAUGGCAUCUUUCCCUAGCUGAAGCUAGUCAGAGAAGGGAGGGAGUCCUGGUAGAGCAGCCCCUGGGGGAGCCUUCUCCAAGCAAGCCCACUAUCUUCAGGAGCACAAAAUUAUUGUGGGGCUGUGCUGGCUUUCUUCACCUGCUCUGGCUGGUUGUAGGCUCCCCUGGCAUUACCCAGCCUGCAAGAGGCGGCUAUUCCUCCCCUACCUCUGCCUGUGCCCCCUCUCUUGUGAUAGCUAUGUCCCAGAGGCAGGCAGGAGACAGGAUAGACGGGAGAGAUGGUCUGGAGCCUCUGCCACCUGCAGGGAGGUCUGGCCCUGUUUAGAGGCUCUUUGUAAGGAGAUUUCUGGUGAGAUCAGUUGCCCUCAAUUGCUUCCCCCCUCCCCUUGUGUAAAAUAUAAAGGAAAAUAAUAACUCUCCCUGCUAUUGAACUAUAUUUAUUUCCCUCAACCCCCUGCCACCAUCCUGUUUGGUGCUCAUUGCAGACACUACCGCCCUCCCUUUGCUUGUCAUCUGUGGGUGCUGCUGCAUUGGCUCGCUGGGGCCAUGCCCUCCAGGGCCUGAAAGGGACAGUCCUUUACCUUGUCAGUUAUUCGGGCUGGCCCUGGAGCUCCAAGCACUUUAUAGACCUGAACAAGUGAAGUGUCAGCCCUGCCCAGCUCUGCUUGGAGGAAGGGCAGUCACUUCUCAUGGCUUUUCUCCCCCUCGCCCAUUAGAGGAGGGGAGCCAGCCUGACAGAGCAGGCUGGGAUCUACUCCAGGGACGGUGCAGAUGACUUUCCUGUACACCUCUCUAUAGGAAUCCCAGGCCCGGAGGAAAGGGGAGAUAGAGAGGAAGAAAUGUGGGUCUUUAAUGCAUGGGGAGGGCAGGCCACCCCUGGUCCCAGGGCUUGGAGGGCUGGAACACAUUCAGAUGGAGAGGGCCACAGUGAGCAUCGCCUGUUGUCUCCAGGGAUGGGUUAGAAAUGAAAUGAGCAUGCGAGCUGAGAGCUCCUGGUCCGCUCCCAGGCUGGGUCAGGGAGGAUGUUGAUCCUGCUUCUCUAUUCUUGCACUCACCUACCGCCCUUGCCCUCGGUCCAGCAGGCGGUCUGGGAUGCUCCAGUCUCUCUGUAGGUAGGGCUGUGGGCCAGGGCUGCCUCUGCGGCUCUCGGGGCUCUGCCUGCAGAGCUGUGUGUUCUGAGUGGCACUGUCUGUGUAGAGAUGUGUAUAAUACCCUGUAUAUAUUUGUGUACAAA
Cuculus canorus (common cuckoo) is the source of this 5053-nucleotide messenger RNA. It is a transcript of the gene TMEM63B, whose product is annotated as transmembrane protein 63B. Bases 286 to 2775 code for a protein of 829 amino acids. Gene Ontology annotation, cellular component: plasma membrane. Gene Ontology annotation, molecular function: calcium-activated cation channel activity. NCBI's taxonomy places the organism in Eukaryota, Metazoa, Chordata, Aves, Cuculiformes, Cuculidae. The transcript has 24 exons. The record is from RefSeq and is a predicted model, not a curated record.